GUUUGUUUUCUUUUUUUUUGCGAAUCAAGAAAUUUCAAAUCAUUUUUGAUUAAAAUCAUUCGGAAUUUUUUUCAUCGUGUAAAUAAUAUAAAAUGCCAACCAAAUAUCUUGUUCAAAUUGGCCGCGUGGCAUUGAUCAAUUUUGGUCAAGAUGCCGGAAAAUUGGUCACAAUUGUUGAUAUUGUUGAUCAAAAUCGUGCAUUGAUCGAUGGAGCAUCAACCGGUGUUCCAAGACAAGCUAUACCAUUCAAACGAUUACGUUUGACUAAAUUUCGUUUACGUAUUCCAUAUGGUACCAGUUCGAAAAACAUACAAAAAAUUUGGAAAGAAAAUGAAAUUGAAAAAAAAUUUGGUGAAACUAAAUUGGCACUUCGUUUAAAACAACAACAAUUGAAAUCCAACAUGACUGAUUUCGAUCGAUUCAAGUUGUACAAAACUAAACAACGUUACAACCGAAUUGUUGACAAAAAAUUUGCAUUGUUAAAAUUCAAAUCGAAAAAAGCUGAAAAAGCUGGAGCUGGAUUGAGUUCAGUGUUUUCAUUCGGUCUUCAUUUAGCUGUUGUUGGUUAUUUAUAUGAUAAUCAAUCAUCAUCAUUAUCACCAAUAUAUCAUUCAUUUGGCCUUUAUCUAAUGAUAUUAAGUUUUUUUCAUUAUGGUGAAUUUCAAUCAACAUCAUUAAUCAAUAAUAAUAAUAAUUCAAUAACAAUACAAGCAUUUUUACUUGAUAAUAGUAUUGAAUAUCAUUUAGCCAUAGCUAUUUCAUUAACGGAAUUUUGUAUUGAAUCAUGGUAUUUUCCGAAUCAGAAAUUUAUAUUUCAUCCAUACCUUACAUAUACAGGAUUGAUUAUCUGUAUAGUUGGUGAUAGUUUAAGAAAAUUAGCCAUGUAUACUGCUGGUCAUAAUUUUAAUCAUAUUAUUCAAAUUGAUCAUUAUUCUGAUCAUCAAUUAAUUACCACUGGUAUUUAUUCAAUAUUUCGUCAUCCAUCUUAUGUUGGUUGGUUUUAUUGGUCAAUCGGUACACAGAUAUUAUUACAGAAUCCAAUCAGCCUGGUUGGCUAUGCAAUCGUAUCAUGGCGUUUCUUCAAACAACGUAUUCAAUUCGAAGAGAUAACAUUGAUCAAUUUUUUCGGACCAAAAUAUCUAAUCUAUAAGAAAGAAGUUCCCACUGGUCUACCAUGGAUCGAUGGUUAUUGAAUGAGCUUCUUCUUCUUCUUGGUUUUUGUAAAUUAUUUAUUGAAGAAAAAAACAACAAUGAUUGCCAAAAAACUUCUCCAUUGCCAUAU
Dermatophagoides pteronyssinus (European house dust mite) is the source of this 1282-nucleotide messenger RNA. RefSeq lists its product as uncharacterized. Gene Ontology annotation, molecular function: structural constituent of ribosome; protein C-terminal S-isoprenylcysteine carboxyl O-methyltransferase activity. Gene Ontology annotation, cellular component: endoplasmic reticulum; ribosome; membrane. Gene Ontology annotation, biological process: translation; C-terminal protein methylation. Lineage: Eukaryota; Metazoa; Arthropoda; Arachnida; Sarcoptiformes; Pyroglyphidae. The record is from RefSeq and is a predicted model, not a curated record.